AUGAAACGUUUUGGCGAUAUUAGAACAUUUUUCACCAAUACUUCAAAAAGUAUUUCAACAAAUAAUCAAAAUGAUUCAAUAGAAAAUCCAGAAAACAAUCCCGCUAGACAGGGGCUGGCCUUUAGAGGUCACAAUGAAAAACAAGAAAGUUCUAACAAAGGAAAUUUUUUAGAAUUAUGUGAACUAUUUUGUAAGUUUGACAGUAAUUUUAGAAUAAAAUAUCAUACAUACUUAUCAUAUACAAGCCAUGAUAUCCAAAAUGAAAUUCUCAAUAUUAUAUCCAAUUCAACUAUAAAAGUCAUAACAAAUGAAAUUAGAAGAUGUGGAAAGUAUUCAUUAAUAUGUGAUGAGGCACGUUCAUUUAAAGAAGAACAAUUGAGUUUGUGUGUGAGAUAUUGUAAUGGAUUUGAAGUAUGUGAACGUUUUAUAAAAUUUAUUGAUUGCUCUCAGUCAAGGGAUGCAGAAAGUUUGAAAAAUAUUAUUAUAAAUGAACUAAAACAAUUAGAAAUAGCUGACAUACCCAUUGUUGCACAAACAUAUGACGGUGCUAGCGUGAUGUCAGGCGCUGUAGGAGGACUACAAGCUAAGAUUAGAGAAAAAUAUCCAACUGCUGUAUACUUUCAUUGUGCAGCACAUAAACUAGCCUUGGUGGUUACUGACACUUAUAUAACAUUAGGCCAAGCAACUUCAGCAAUUAAUGGUGUAAUACAAACUUUACAAGAAAAAAGGUCUGAUAAGAAUUUUAAACUAUUGUGGGAUGAUAUCACUAACUUUUCAAGAAAGUUUGGUGUUUGUUUGAACUAUGAAGAAUUUUCAAAAAAAAGGAAACCUGUUGAGAAUCAAUAUUUAAAAAGUUCUCUUAUAAGAAAAGAUAUAUUAAAAGCUGAAAUGAUGAUUGUAAAUAAUUAUUUAAAUUCCAAAAUCAAAAAUUGGACUAUUCAAGAUUUGUUUUCAACAGUUACAUUAGAACUAUAUCCUAAUUUACAUAAUUUGUUACAAGUGGCACUAAGUAUACCAGUAAGCUCAGCUUCAUGUGAGCGAUCCUUCUCAGCUAUGAGAAGGAUUAAAAAUUGGUUAAGGACUACUAUGAUUCAAAAUAGAUUUAGCAAUUUGGCAAUAAUACACAUAGAAAAUGAAUUAGUAAAGACAUCAAUUGAAUCAAAACAGAUUCUUGAAGACUUUGCCAAAUGUGGUUCAAGAAGAAUUCAAUUAACUAUUUAA
Molecule: messenger RNA, 1221 nt
Organism: Melanaphis sacchari
Lineage: Eukaryota; Metazoa; Arthropoda; Insecta; Hemiptera; Aphididae
Exons: 4
Coding region: 1-1221 (406 amino acids)
Molecular function (GO): protein dimerization activity
Source: RefSeq, a predicted model, not a curated record